AAGUUCGGUCCGGUUGCGGUGCCGGUUCGGGGGAUCCGGUUGUGGUGCCGCUUCGGAAGAGCCGCGAAGCGAGAAAGCGGAGUCACUCCUGGUCCUCGUCGGUGCUGCUGCUGCUGCUGCUGCGAGUCCCCCCUUGCGCUCCGGUUCCGACCCGGUUUCGGAUGGCGGCUCCUUGCAGCCCGGAGAGCGGCCCGCCGGCGGCUGCGGGCCCCGGACCCCGGGUCUAUUUCCAAAGCCCCCCGGCGGGAGAAGCCGCCCCGGAGGAAGAAGAAGGCCCCGUCCGGCGCCAGGGGAGAGUCACGGUGAAAUACGAUCGCAAAGAACUCCGUAAGAGGCUCCACUUGGAAGAAUGGAUCCUGGAACAACUGACGGCCCUGUACGAUUGCCAGGAAGAAGAGAUACCUGAACUAGAAAUAGAUGUUGAUGAACUCCUGGAUAUGGAGAGCGAUGAGUCCCGAAGCGCCAGGGUGAAGGAACUCCUGGUCGAUUGCUACAAGCCCACAGAGGUUUUCGUAGCAGACUUGUUAGACAAAAUCCGUGGAAUGCAGAAACUAAGCACUCCCCAGAAGAAGUGAAUGGCUGACCGGCGACGUGUCCCAUCGCUGCCCUCUCGUCCUCUUCGGGGAAGUUUGUCAUUGAGACGCUGGCCGCUCUGGGUUCGAGGGGAAAGGGCGCUUUCACAGGUCUGGCGGAGAAUCAGCUACGCACCCCCCCCCCACCGCCCCCUUCUACAAGAGAGGGAAGACUCCCCCCUCCCUUUUCGGGGAUGCUUUGAUAAUCAAACCUAUCCGGACAUCUUUUUAGCAAUAUCAGCCUGUUCCUCCUUUCUUGUUCCCAGCGCCACAAGCAGAAAGGGUAGAAGAGGAACCCUCGUUCUCCAAGGGGAGAGAGGGCAGGGGAGCAAAUAGCAGGGUCUUGGCGUUUUCUUUUCUUUUCUCUCUCUCUCUCUCUUUUUUUAGAACACUUGGGGGGUUUUUGGUUUAUUUUUAAUUAUUGUGUUUUUAUAUAAAUUUAAUAAAGACGCUUUGAGAA
This is a messenger RNA of Elgaria multicarinata webbii, 1032 nucleotides long. It is a transcript of the gene PPP1R14B, whose product is annotated as protein phosphatase 1 regulatory inhibitor subunit 14B. Gene Ontology annotation, molecular function: protein serine/threonine phosphatase inhibitor activity. Gene Ontology annotation, biological process: innate immune response; regulation of phosphorylation. NCBI's taxonomy places the organism in Eukaryota, Metazoa, Chordata, Lepidosauria, Squamata, Anguidae. Bases 162 to 575 code for a protein of 137 amino acids. The transcript is spliced from 4 exons. Gene Ontology annotation, cellular component: cytoplasm. The record is from RefSeq and is a predicted model, not a curated record.